AUGGAGUCGCAAAUUAUCAAGUAUUACCUACCGGAUGAAGUGGUCAUUCAUAAUGAAGCAACCAGUGCUUGGGUUAGCUUUUAUGGGUUGGUCCUCGAUAUCACUCCGCUCUUCACGGUGGCUCUGGAGAAGCAACCGACACUCGAGAAGCGCUUGCGGUGGUUGCUGGCCUUCGCGGGCAAAGAUCUGAGUUCGUUCUUCACCGAGAAUCCGAUCGCACCGACCGAGCGGACCAACUGCCACGGCAAACGGGUUCCCAUAUUUCUGCCCAGUUUGGAGCGCAAUCCGGUCACCGGUCGUCGCUGGUGGCGUGAUCCGUCCCUGGCGAUCGGACGCGUAACCCGCUUCGCGUGCCCGGUCAAAAUCAUCAACACACUAACAUUCCACGCCACGGAAAUGGUCGUUUGUUGCGAAGAUACCGUGGCCGUGGUUCGUCAGAAGUACGCGGAACGUUACAACGACGGUGCGCACCAGUACGAGUGGCGAAGGGAUCUGCGUCGCGGCACCGAAAAGGGAAAACUUCGGCUCGACAAAACACUUCAAGGUAAUGGAUUCUUCGCCGAGGACUUUGGCACGCUGCCGAUCAUUUGGAUCUUUUACAUCUCACCCCCCGAUGACGACAACGACGACGACGAUGACGGUGCGUCUGUUGAUCGCGGCGAUGAUGAUACGGGUUCUUUCUCCGGGAAACGGAACCCAACCGGUGAGUAA
Molecule: messenger RNA, 711 nt
Organism: Anopheles cruzii
Lineage: Eukaryota; Metazoa; Arthropoda; Insecta; Diptera; Culicidae
Product: cytochrome b5 domain-containing protein 1
Exons: 3
Coding region: 1-711 (236 amino acids)
Source: RefSeq, a predicted model, not a curated record